Branchiostoma belcheri (Belcher's lancelet) is the source of this 1825-nucleotide messenger RNA. Its product is annotated as gastrula zinc finger protein XlCGF8.2DB-like. Bases 194 to 1276 code for a protein of 360 amino acids. The transcript has 2 exons. Gene Ontology annotation, molecular function: zinc ion binding; DNA-binding transcription factor activity, RNA polymerase II-specific; RNA polymerase II cis-regulatory region sequence-specific DNA binding. NCBI's taxonomy places the organism in Eukaryota, Metazoa, Chordata, Leptocardii, Amphioxiformes, Branchiostomatidae. Gene Ontology annotation, biological process: regulation of DNA-templated transcription. The record is from RefSeq and is a predicted model, not a curated record.
AGUAUUUACUUCCGGUCUCAAAACUUCAUCUCCUCGAGUGGGCUAGGCUAGGGAGAAGUCUGAAGUUUCCGCCUCAGAAAUAGCGGCUUUUCAAGUUUUUCGUCAGACACAGGUUGCAGGGCGCACAAAGACCAGAGAUUGGUGCACCGGUAGCUGCAGUAUCAAAGGCACAGAUUUAAUACUCUGAAGAGAAAUGGAGAAGGGGACAGAAAACGAGUUUAAGGAAAACACCAUGUCUGAAGACAUUCAACAAGAACCAGAUGAAGAUACACAGAAGGAUCAAGAACCUGACAACGGUAUUAAAGAAGAUUUGACCUGCAAGGCGUGCUCAAAAUCCUUCUCUGUCCAAAAAUCCCUGGAGAGACACAUGCGAGCUCACUCCAACCGCAGUUUCAAGUGUGACAGAUGUGAAAAAUCCUUUGUGUACAAGAGUGGACUAGAAAAACACAUGGACGGACAUGCUGACAUCAUCACCUACGAGUGCAAAACUUGCAGAGAAACAUUUGAGGAUGAGAAAAGUUUGAAGGAGCAUAGUAGGUCUCAUAGGGAAGAGGAAACUUUCACCUGUGAUACGUGUGGUAGAGUCUGUCAGAAUAAACAUGCACUUGCAAGGCACAUUGUCAUACAUGCUGAUGAAAGACCAUUUCCGUGUUCAUUCUGUGACAAGAGGUUCAACCAGGAGUCUUCCUUGAAAGUUCACGUGAGGCAACACACUGGCGAGAGACCGUACAAGUGCGAACACUGCCAGAAAGGGUUCUACGUGUUGGCCAGUUUGAAAACCCACAUCACUACCCACAGUGACAAAAAGGACCACACCUGCGAAAUCUGCAAAAAACAGUUCCGUACCAAGGCUCACUUGAAAGGGCACAGUAAAACUCACGUUGAGGGAAAACCCUACCAGUGUGAGAUAUGCCAUGCAAACUUUCCUUUGCCAAAGUAUCUACAGAGUCAUAUGAAGUACAUGCAUGGCCCUCAAAACCCUCACACAUGUGAAGAUUGUGGUAAGAAGUUUAGGUCUCCAGGAAAUCUGAAAGCACACAAACUGGUGCACACAGAACGCGAAAAGAUUUACACUUGCCAGGUUUGCAGCAAGUCGUUUCUUAACCAGUCGUACCUCAAGCAACAUGCGAAGGUGCAUGAUGAUAAUCGGGAGUACAAGUUUGGGUGUCGAACAUGCCAGAAACUGUUCCAUGACAGAUACUGCUACCAGUCUCAUCUGAAGAGUAAGAAGCACCUGAAACGUGUGGCGGCCUCAGAAGAAAACAAAACCAGCUGAAAUUUGAAUGAAAGUUCAUAAUAUGUUGUUAGAAUCCAUGGUUACAAAGUUUCAGCCUUAGUUCCAAUACGUAAAGAAAGACUCACCAUGAAUUAAAAUCUAGGGUAGAAUUAUUGGCAAAAUGAUACACUUAUCCCAUUUCCUCAUAUUGAUAAACCAAUGUAUAUACAGUGACUAGAUUAGAAGUUUGGUAUGGAUAGUGUGUAUUCUGUUUCUUAUUAUUUAUCUGUACAAGUUUUAUUUAGCCUACUUUUUUGCUGUACAUGUACAAGUUUUAAGAAGUUUUAAGAAUGUACUUGUAUUGCAAGUUGCAAUUUGCAAGCUUAGGAGGGCAAUUUAGUCAUGCUACUCGAUGACAAAUACUCUAUAAACGCUUGGUAACAAACAUUGUGCACAUAUUGAACGACUUGUAUUGAUAUUGUACAUCAAACAUGCAGACCAGAUAUCAGACAGCUUUUCAAUUGCUUUUUAACAUCUAUUUUUUCACAGAUAUUUUACAGGAAUUUAUGCUAGCAAUGUAGCAAUGUGACAGAAAUAAAAUUGCCCACC